AUGAUUUUCGAUCAGUUAACUGUAGUGUUGUACCUUUUCGCUGCAAUUGUUAGUGUAAGUGCCCAAAAAUUAGUGCAAAAAGCUGCAGCCGUUCAGGAAAGAGAAUAUAUUCACCCGAAAAAUCACCUCCAGCUGCAGUCUCCCAAGAAUGCCAUUUCGGAGGAAGAACUUCAUUCCGAAUAUUGGUUCGAGCAGGCACAACAGGCGCUGACCAGCAAACUUCAGCAAAAAUUGGUAACCACCAAGGCUAAGAAUGUGAUUUUUUUUAUCGGUGAUGGAAUGUCUCCGCAAACAAUUGCCGCCAGCCGGAUGAUACUGGGCAAUGAAAACGAGUAUCUGUCGUUCGAAAAGUUUCCCCAUCUGGGACAGGUACGAACGUACUGCGUUAAUCGCCGGGUAUCCGACUCGGCCUGUACGGGAACGGCGUAUUUGUCCGGGGUGAAGAUUAAUUACGGGAUGCUCAACCUGGCAGCAUCCGUGGCCCGGUACAGCUGUGAGUAUGAGAAAAGUAACGAAACGGAAAUCGAUGGGCUGAUGAAAUGGGCACAGGAUGCUGGCAAAGCCACCGGAAUAGUGACGACCACUAGAAUUACGGAUGCUUCUCCGGCCGCGACCUAUGCUCGCAGUGCCACCCGGGGAUGGGAAGGCGAUGGGGAAGUGGCUGAGGAUGGGUGUGAUCCCAAGAAGACAAUCGACAUCGCUCAGCAGCUGGUUUACAAUGAAGUGUCGAAAAAUUUCAAUGUUAUUUUGGGUGGUGGGCGGAGGUUUUUCCUUCCGAGGGAAGCUAGAGACGAGGAAGGCAGUCGGGGGUACAGGAUGGAUGGACGCUACCUGAUUGGAGAAUGGAUGGGAGUGCACCGGGAGAUGGGAGAGUCAGUGUACGUUUGGAAUAAAACGCAACUGCUGGAGGUUGAUUUUGAAAAGACGGAUUACCUGCUGGGUUUAUUCGAGGCGAGUCAUUUGAUGUACAAUUUGGAAGUUCAGAUGCAAGAGGCAAGUGCAGCCGAACCGACGCUGUCGGAAUUGACCGAAUCCGCUAUCAAAAUGUUGCAGAAACAUGAGAAUGGAUUUGUGCUGUUCGUCGAGGGUGGAUUAAUCGAUUUGGCCCACCACAGUAAUCGGCCUCGCAUGUCGCUCGAUGAGACGGUGGAAUUCUCGAAAGCAAUCGAACUUGCUCGACGGCUCACAAGCGCUGACGAUACUUUGAUUGUAGUAAGCUCGGAUCAUAGUCACACGAUGACUUAUAACGGUUAUACUAAACGAGGACAGGAUAUUCUGGGAAUCGCCGAUAUCAGCGACAUGGAUGGUUUGCCCUAUACCACUUUGAGCUACGCGAACGGGCAAGGCUAUUACGAGACGUACAAUCCGGAUAAUCUCGCUGAACGGUUGAAUAUCUUUGAACAAGAUUUCACGGUGCACAACAAGCGCUAUCCGGCUACCGCUCCGCUAAGUUCGGAAACGCACGGCGGAGAAGAUGUAAACGUGUACGCUUCUGGGCCGUUGUCGCACAUUUUUGCCGGCAGCUACGAACAAAAUACGAUACCACAUUUGAUAGCAUAUGCCGUUGGGAUUGAAGCAUCCACAACCGAGAACGAUGACGAGGACGAUGAGGAUGACGGUGGCGCACAGUCAGCGGUAGUGUCGGCUGGCUUACUACUAUUGUCGGUAGUCUUUGCGGGGCUUUCGAACCGUUUUCAAUAA
Sabethes cyaneus is the source of this 1701-nucleotide messenger RNA. Its product is annotated as alkaline phosphatase-like. Gene Ontology annotation, molecular function: alkaline phosphatase activity. Bases 1 to 1701 code for a protein of 566 amino acids. The record is from RefSeq and is a predicted model, not a curated record. Gene Ontology annotation, biological process: dephosphorylation. Lineage: Eukaryota; Metazoa; Arthropoda; Insecta; Diptera; Culicidae. The transcript is spliced from 2 exons.